CGCGGCCCAGCAGGCUCAGCAGCCCCGGGGCGGAUGGCUCGGGCCGCCCGGCUCCGUGGCGCGGCCCCGCGCGCUCUCCUGCUCCCGCUGCUGCUGUUGUUGCUCCCGCCGCCGCAGCUGCUGGCCCGAGCCCCGCGGCCCCUGGAUGCACCCCGCCGCCACGUGAGGAGGGGGCCACAGUCCUGGCAUGAAGCUGCUCCCAGCAGCCUGGCACCUGCCUCUACCGUCCAGGAGACUCUCCAGCCAGCAAGCAGCCCCAGACCUCCCCGCUGCGGUGUGCCUGACCCACCCGAUGGGUUGAGUGCCCGCAACCGACAAAAGCGGUUUGUGCUGUCAGGCGGGCGCUGGGAGAAAACAGACCUCACCUACAGGAUCCUCCGGUUCCCCUGGCAGCUGGUACGGGAGCAGGUGCGGCAGACGGUGGCAGAGGCCCUACAAGUGUGGAGCGAGGUGACGCCACUUACCUUCACCGAGGUCCAUGAGGGCCAUGCUGACAUCAUGAUUGAUUUUACCAGGUACUGGCAUGGAGACAACCUGCCAUUUGAUGGACCUGGGGGCAUCCUGGCUCAUGCCUUUUUCCCCAAGACUCACCGAGAAGGAGAUGUCCACUUUGACUAUGACGAGACCUGGACUAUCGGGAACAACCAGGGCACAGACCUUCUGCAGGUGGCAGCCCAUGAAUUUGGCCAUGUGCUGGGGCUGCAGCACACGACGGCUGCUAAGGCACUUAUGUCCCCUUUCUACACAUUCCGCUACCCAUUGAGUCUUAGCCCGGAUGACCGCAGGGGCAUCCAGCACCUCUACGGCCAACCCCGGCCAGCCCCCACCUCUAGGCCCCCGGCUGUGGGCCCUCAGGCUGGGGUGGAUGACAACGAGAUUGCCCCGCUGGAGCCGGAAGUGCCACCAGAUGCCUGCGAGAUCACCUUUGAUGCAGUCUCCACCAUCCGUGGUGAGCUCUUCUUCUUCAAAGUGGGCUUUGUGUGGCGGCUGCGUGGGGGCCGGCUGCAGCCUGGCUACCCUGCACUGGCUUCUCGUCACUGGCAGGGACUGCCCAGCCCUGUGGAUGCAGCCUUUGAAGAUGCCCAGGGCCACAUCUGGUUCUUCCAAGGCACUCAGUACUGGGUAUACAAUGGUGAGAAGCCAGUCCUGGGCCCUUCACCCCUCUCUGAGCUGGGGCUGCUGGGGCCCCCCAUCCAGGCUGCCUUGGCCUGGGGCCCUGAGAAGAACAAGAUCUACUUCUUCCGAGAUGGAGACUACUGGCGCUUCCACCUUAGCACCCGCCGUGUGGACAACCCCGUGCCCCGCCGGGUGACUGACUGGCGAGGAGUGCCCUCUGAGAUUGACGCCGCCUUCCAGGAUGCUGAUGGCUAUGCCUACUUUCUGCGAGGUCGCCUCUAUUGGAAGUUCGACCCUGUGAAGGUGAAGGCCCUGGAGGGCUUUCCCCGCCUCGUGGGCCCUGACUUCUUCGGCUGUACCGAGCCUGCCAACACUUUCCGCUGACUUGGAUGCCCUCAGCGCUCCUGACUCCUGCCAGGCCACUGAUAUUGGAUAGAGACCAGUGUCCAUCCUUGUGGCUGUGGGUACCAGGCACAGGAUGGAGCCUGUGUUUCCUCAGGAGGGUGGGGAGGGGCUGCUGUCACCUUGACAACUGCAGGGAGGGCCACGCAGGUCGUGGUCACCUGCCAGCAACUGCUUUGGACUAGGCGAGGAGACUCUGGCAUUACUUGAGGGUGAGGGUGGUCUCAGGCCAGCCCUACCCAACCUGUGCAGGUCACAGUCAAAGCCUCCUGCCCUCAGUUUCUAUACUUAUCCCUCAGGGUAGCACCUCAGCAGGAUUGGGGGAGCUGAAGCCCUCAUUCCCUCCCUGCUGUGAGGUUCCUGCAGGGUGCUGGCAUAGGGGGGCCAGGGGCACCACUGCCUUCUACCUUUUCUUGAGAGGUCAGCUCUGGGCAGGUGCUUGGAUCUGGCUGCUUUCUAGUUGGUGAUCCUAGGGAUAUGUUCCCCAGGAUCCAGGCCAAAAGUUCCAGAGUCAGCUGGGGAUGGGAGUGCUUCCUGCUGGAGACCCGGGCCCUUGAAGCCUCAACAUACCUCAAUCCUGUCUUGGGCUAGAUCCUUCCCAGCCCUCAUCCCAGCACUGGGAUCCUCCAAAAUCAUGUAAAUGUGUGUACAGUGUGUACAAAGCCUUUUUUUUUUUUUCUACUGAGUACUGUCAUUAAAUAUGGUUAUUUUCUA
Molecule: messenger RNA, 2232 nt
Organism: Herpailurus yagouaroundi (jaguarundi)
Lineage: Eukaryota; Metazoa; Chordata; Mammalia; Carnivora; Felidae
Gene: MMP11
Product: matrix metallopeptidase 11
Exons: 8
Coding region: 34-1500 (488 amino acids)
Biological process (GO): proteolysis; collagen catabolic process; extracellular matrix organization
Cellular component (GO): extracellular matrix
Molecular function (GO): metalloendopeptidase activity; zinc ion binding
Source: RefSeq, a predicted model, not a curated record